Lactuca virosa is the source of this 453-nucleotide messenger RNA. Lineage: Eukaryota; Viridiplantae; Streptophyta; Magnoliopsida; Asterales; Asteraceae. The record is from the annotation of a GenBank genome assembly.
AUGGAAGCUGGGAUAUAUCAGCAGGUGUUGAAUGGUGAACUUGACCUUGAAUCAGACCCAUGGCCAAGUAUAUCUGAAAGUGCAAAAGAUCUUUUUAAAGGAAUGCUCGUAAGAAACACCAAAAAGAGGAUGACAACAAGUCAAGUUCUGAAUCACCCAUGGAUUCAAGUUGAUGGUGUUGCUCCAGAUAAGCCUCUUGAUACUGUUGUUCUAUCUCGCUUGAAGCAGUUUUCUGCUAUGAACAGAAUCAAGAAGAUAGCCAUAAAAGUUAUUGCUGAGAGUCUAUCUGAAGAGGAGAUUGUUGGAUUGAAAGAGAUGUUCAAGAUGAUGGACACAGAUGGCAGUGGUCAAAUCACAUUAGAGGAAUUAAAGGAAGGGUUGGUAAAAGCAAGCGCCAACUUUAAGGAUUUAGACAUGAACAAACUUAUGGAAGCGGUAGGUAAUUCACAUUAA